ACACACGUUCGUGCACGUUCGCAACGUUUAUUUUAUUCUGCGCCAUGAUGUUCGCCUGGCGGUCGUCGCUCUACGUGAGGUCGUCGCGAAGGGAAAACUGCCGUUCAAUGGGCGCGGGCGAAGUUCAAAAUCCGUCCGAGCGAUCGGUCGGGGCCGCGAACGGGGAGGUCGCACACGAUUUACUCGAAAAACAUAUGUGCGGAACAGCGGAACGGAGUGCAUUCCAAAAUCUUCCGCUGUGCCACGCUUUGCUCGAUUCUCCGAGAAACGUUGUCGGUGAACGUUGGCCACGCUUGUAUCGGUGAAAUCGUACAAGGAGAGAAGGCGCGCGGAGAAGGAGAGGGGAGAGAGAAGAGAAAGAGAGAGAGAGAGAGACAAAAUGCACACACACGACGUCGCGGUGAAUAGAAGAGGAAAACGGAGUCUCCUCCUCCCGCCCCUGCCUCGCCUCUACGCUUUAUGAUGCACGUUUGCUUGUCGUUCCGAUAUCCCCACCAACGCGGCGCCGUCGCCGCGACUGCAACGUCACCGGUUCCCCGUUCCUCCCCUCUCUUUGCCGACGAAGCGUGUGCGCGCGCGCUCACCGAGCUUGUUCGGCAAAUACCAUCAAACUUCAGUGAACGCGAGAACUUCCGUUCGGUUGGUGUGUGGUUCGUGAGAGAGCGCGUAAAAAGCGCGCCAUAUACACAGAACGGAACCAGUGUUCGUGGCUCGGUGACACGAUCGCGGUCGCCGUUAUCACUGGAUAGAUCGUCUCCGGUCGCCAAGAUGCCGCUCAGCAUCGGCGUUAACCUGCGAGUGACCGGCCACUGUAAUCAGGGCGGCCGCAAAUACAUGGAGGACAUGUUUUGCGUGGCCUUUCAGCCGACGUCGGAUGACAAGGAUCUGGAAUACGCGUUCUUUGGCAUAUUCGACGGACACGGGGGCGGCGAGGCCGCGUUAUUCGCCAAGGAACACCUUAUGGACAGCAUCGUGAAGCAAAAGAACUUCUGGAGUGAUCGCGACGAAGACGUGCUGCGGGCAAUCAGGGACGGAUAUGUGAACACGCACUACGCGAUGUGGCGGGAGCUCGAUAAAUGGCCAAGAACUGCAUCUGGAUUACCGUCCACAGCUGGCACGACUGCCAGUAUUGUGUUCAUACGAAAGGGCAAGAUUUACAUAGGACACGUAGGUGAUUCUGCCAUUAUAUUGGGCUACCAAAUAGAGGGCGAUCCCCAAUGGAAAGCGAAACCCCUGACGAAAGAUCACAAGCCGGAGAGUGGACCGGAAAUGGCACGCAUUCAAGAAUCAGGUGGAAAAGUAGUUAGUAAAUCCGGUGUACCACGAGUUGUGUGGAAUCGACCUCGUAUAGGACACAAAGGCCCAGUUCGUAGAUCCACUCAUAUGGAUGAAAUUCCAUUUCUAGCGGUAGCCAGAUCAUUAGGUGAUUUAUGGAGUUACAAUUCCGAAUUAAAUACCUUUGUCGUCUCACCGGAACCAGAUGUGAAAGCAAUCCCAAUUGAUGUUAAAUCACAUCGUUGUCUUAUUCUUGGUACUGACGGCUUAUGGAACAUGAUGUCGCCACAAGCUGCAGUGGCCAUUGUUCAGGCUACAGACAGACACAACGAGAAACAUUUAAUAGCUUCUCAACAGACUGGCAAUGGACAGGUUGACUUACAAAUGUGGAUAAAUCCAUCAAAGAGUCUAGUAGAUCGUGCAUUAGAAAGGUGGUCGUCAACUAGAUUAAGAGCAGAUAAUACCAGUGUAGUAACGUUAAUGUUGGAUCCCUCGGGACCAUCUCGUACUGAGGUGUUACUUAAUCAGAAGAAAGAUCGUGUCAUACAUCACGGGACACACACACCGACCACAACAUCGAGUACAGUAUCCGAGAACGUUAAUUCAACUCUAUCCGAAGAAGUUAAUUCAAGAGUUUCAACGCCAUACGCGCCGAUACCUUUGUUAUCACCAUCGACGUCACCAUCGACGUUACUACCACCACCGCCGCCGCCGCCGCCGCCACCGCUGCCGCCACAGAUAUCACCGUUGCUCACAUCGAGCCUUUCCUCGAAUCUUGACGUUGAACCGAAACAACCGGACUCGUCGAAUCACGAAGAUAUUGUCGAUCAAGUAGCGCAGUUGGAAACAAGUUUGUGUUCCGAAAAUUUGAAUCUGUCAGAAGAGGAGAAUAUUUCUUCGGAACCACGAGACAUCGCGACGGACAACAGCACGGAAAGUGCUGAGACUAACGACGUCGGCAAGAGUAUUCAAGUCGACGAAAUUUCUUCCAGCCAAAUGCCAGAAGAAACGGGGGAUAUAGAGAAUAAGAAAGUAGAUGAAAUCGUUCUUGAUAAAUUGAAAGAUCUUGCGAGCGAAAAGAAGCAAGUGACUGAACAGAAUAAGGACGAAAGAGCGGAAAGUGAUAAUGCACAGAAUGUAAUUUCGGAACUGACCCCAGAAUUAGACAAGUUGACUUCGGAAUUAGAAAAGACCAUACCGGACUUAGAAAAAUUUACUGAGCCUGAAAUAGCGGAUAAAACAAAAUCAGCGGAUAAGACAAAAGCGUCAAACGUGGCGCAGGAAAAUGCAUUUUCCGAUACGAGCGAGGAAACCUCGCAACCGGUUCCUAUUGUAAACAGAUUACGUCGAAGUCACGUUAUUUCCAUCAAACGUAACAGUUUCGAUCUGAACGAGUCGAGACACAAGCGACCUUUAUUUCCCGCUCCGGAGAGAGGAGAUCUCAGAAGCAUGGAGCGACGACACAGUCUGAACACGUCGAACGAAACUCAAAAUGGCUAUUCUGAUGUGGCGUCGUGUUCAAAUUCAAAGACUUAUGUGAACGUGAAAUCACGUUACAAAAAAUUGAAAUCCAUCGCGAAAAGCGCGACGAGCGAGGAGUUGACAAACGCGUCAUCGAACCCUAACUGCAGCGUAAGCAACAAACGCAGACAUAGCGCGAUGACGCAAGCGUUUAGCGAAGCCGGGAACGACUGUGCGCAACAACAGGAACCGUGUGCGAAGAGGAGAACACGUUCCGAGGAUCGGCGAAGGAGUCCCACAGACGAGAACGAUCCGGCUAAUCAGGUAACGGAGAACACCAACGGCCGAUUAAGCUGGUCAACGUCGGACGGGCGACCAGAUUCGACACUGAGCACCGCUACAACGACGACGUUAUCCGGACAGGAUAAAUUGUCCUCGUCAACGAACACGUUCCAACGUAGGAAUUUAGGCAAAAAAGUCACACCUGUGAAAGCCAUCAGAAGAUCAUCUAUGAACGGUUCAAAUCGACUACAACAGUUAAGAGGCAGUUUUAGCAAAAGGGAUUGGGACCAAGGAAGAAAUAAUCGGAUGAACAAUUGCAAUGAUAGAAGAACGUUAAACAGGACGCGAGAUAUAGUUGCGAUCAUCGGUCCUACGGAUACGACGCUACCGCAACGGUGGUUAAGAUCGGAUACAAUGGCGGCGACUCCCGUAAAAACGUUACGUUCGCGUAAUGUAGAUAUUGCCGGGCAUACGAUAUCCGCGCAGUUAGUUCACCAUUACGGAGUAGUAAAACAAAAUCGAUUGCCUCUGCCGAACAAGCUGAAACAGUCCGCAAACAGUGGAUCGUUACAAUCGAGUAGAGUCAGGUCUUCCUCAUUGUCAUCCAAUAAACUUAAACAAACAAACAGUAACGGUGGAAGCGUGAGUACUUGCGCGGCCAUUAAUCCCGCAGCGACAAGCUCAGCGUCCGGCAUAGCUAAGAGAGUGAAGUCACCGUACAAUCCCAGCGCUCGAUCGCUGAGCACACGAUCUCGCAUCAAACGACUUGGAAAGUAAGAGGAAAUAGUUAGCGGGCGUAGUUUUGCAAUUUCGCAGGGAUUUCGGUAGGGUAUGACAUUCUUACCCUUGUGUUUUUUUCUUUAUUAUCUGUGAAUUAUUCAGUGACAUGAAAAACCAAUCGUUGCAAGUGCGCUUUUGAGACUUCCUCACUUUCAUGUUCGAAACUGCGUGCAUGUUUUUUUUUUUUUUUUUAGUUUGUAAUGUAUAUGAGACUUUAAUACAUCGUAAAAAAAAAAUAAUAUAUGUUUUCAAAUAUAAAGGAAGAAUAUGUAAAAUAAUUCAGCAUUAUUUAAAUAUAUAUAUAUUUGAAAAUUUGUUCUUUUAUAUUUGACGUUAUGAUUACUAUUAAUUCCAAAUGUCUGCUUAUAUUUUGUUAUUAAGAAUCAAUGAUUUAACAUAUUAGUUGAUAUGUGUCUCGUUCUAGGAAACAAAGGUUUUUGCUUUUUUUUUUGCACAAUAAAAUAAAUUGUUACGCUUCUCUCCCUUAUUCUAUUUAUUGGACGUUAAUUCCUCACAAAAAAGAUCGCAAUAAUAUGUUAAUAUAUUAUGUAGAAUAUAUUGAAAAAUUGAAUUAAUUUACAAUUAAAGAAAAAGUUACUUAAUUUGUGAAAUGCCAUGAAACUUUUUUAAUGCUAGCUUAAAACGCGCGCGCACUUCAGAAAGCACCAUUUAACGAUGACAUUGUAAAUUAUUAUACGAGAAAUUUAUAUUUUAUUGUUUGUUGUUCAAUAAUAGAUUACUGGAAAAAAUAAAAGAGUACGGAAAUAUAACUGAGUUUUUACGAUUUCUAAUAUUUAAAUAACUAAGAGAAAAAAAUGUCAUAAAAUUACAAAAAUUGAGUAUAUUACACAUGUGCACAAAAUUAAACAACAAGUAUAGAUGCAAAGAAUAACAAAAAAAAAAGAUCGUACAUACAUUUUAUGAAACGUAUGUGUGCAUAUUUUCAACGAUAUAAGUUUUGUUCGUAAUCUUUAUUAUUGAAUGAAGCAAUCAAACCAGUGCACAUACAUCAGCGUUAAACACACGUACAGAUCUCUAAGUCUGUAUAUAUGUGUUUGUGUGUGUGCGUGUGUGUAUGUAUGUUUGUAAACAUAAUUGUCUCAUUCAUAUAUUCCUCUCUACAAUCGCAGUCUUCGACAACAGUUCUGAAAGAAUUCUCAAGCAUUUAAGUCUCGAAAAAGCACUGUAUUUAGAAUGCAAUUAUAAUUAUUAAACUUCUCUUCUAGUAUAUACAGUAUGAAAUCACGUUAACUUAUCUUGACUAAAAUUACAGAAUAAUUAUUGAAGAACAUAUAUGUGCAUAGAAAAAAAGUGUAUACAAAUAAGAAUUGAUUACAGAAUUUCACAAAUAUUACAAAUAUUACAGUAGCAAAGAAGAACUGACGUUUUAAUUAUUCGUAAAUUUUGAUUCACACGAAUGCAAAGCAAUAUAAAUAAGUGUAGUAGGCUAAAAAAAAAAAAAACAAAACCAAA
This is a messenger RNA of Pseudomyrmex gracilis, 5271 nucleotides long. RefSeq lists its product as uncharacterized. The record is from RefSeq and is a predicted model, not a curated record. Gene Ontology annotation, biological process: protein dephosphorylation. The transcript is spliced from 6 exons. Bases 460 to 3795 code for a protein of 1111 amino acids. NCBI's taxonomy places the organism in Eukaryota, Metazoa, Arthropoda, Insecta, Hymenoptera, Formicidae. Gene Ontology annotation, molecular function: protein serine/threonine phosphatase activity; mitogen-activated protein kinase binding; cation binding. Gene Ontology annotation, cellular component: nucleus; cytosol.